UUACACAUUGCGUCUGAAACAGGUUCUCUGUACCAGAGUCCUACUGCGAUAAACUAAACACUGCUCGAUCGCUUAAUGGAUUAUGUCAUUUCAACACAAUGUCAGACGAAAAUGAUGAAAACGAUGAAGACUCUGAUGAAUGGGAGGAAGAGGAACGAACAGGAGGCACACUUUCUUUCGUGACUACUUAUUUCAGCGGUGUUGUUUCAGGAUUCCUAAGGAAUUUGGGCUGUUUUCGAAGAGUCAACAUGCUUAACGUCCCGUCCCAGUCCUUCCCAGCGCCAGGCUCCCAGCAGCGCGUGGCUGCGGCGGGACAGUCCGGGCGAAACAAAGUGGCUCUCAAGCCCGGCCGCAGCUUGAUGGACUGGAUCCGAGUGGCCAAGAGUGGGCGGGACUUGACAGGGUUGAAAGGUCGCCUGAUCGAGGUGACGGAGGAGGAGCUGGGGAGACACAGCACCAGGGAGGACUGCUGGACCUGCAUACGAGGCAUGGUUUACAAUAUAAGCCCCUACAUGGAGUUCCACCCUGGAGGAGAAGAGGAGUUAAUGAAGGCAGCAGGCAUUGAUGGCACAGACCUGUUUGACCAGGUCCACAGGUGGGUCAACUAUGAGUCCAUGCUGAAAGAAUGCCUUGUGGGCAGGAUGGCAGUGAAGAUUAGCACUGGCACUAAAGCCCCCAAGAAGGACAGCAUGACUCACUUGAACGGUCUCUCCCUUCCCCCGCCCCCUUCGUCCAUGGGCCCUCCUGUAAACCUCGCCCCGCCCUCACCCUCUGCCCCACAACAGCCAGCAGCAGCCCCACCGCCAACCAAAGAUGCGCGGCCCAGGUACGACUGGUUCCAGACAGACGUGACUGUUAACUUGGUGGUGUACACCAAGAGGAAGAUCCCCAGCACGGGCUGUACCAUCGUGGAUCUGCAGGAGGGUGUGCUGCGACUGGAGGUCCUGCUGGGGAAAAUGUCUUACAUGCUUCAUCUACGGCUAGCCCAAGACGUACAGCCAAGCGUUGCUGUCCAGACAGCACCUGCUGUGGGGAAGGUCCAGCUGAUCCUUCGUAAGCAGGCCAGGGGGAAGUGGUCGGAGCUGGGCCAGCCUCUGGACUCGCACGACUCUCUCCUGAGGAGGAAAGACAGAGGCCUCUUCUACAGGGAGUGUGUGUUGGUGUCGAAAAGCGAGGUGAGCCACGACACGCUGGUCUUCCGGCUGCAGCUGCCUCAGGGAACGCUUCUGCACGUGCCCACUGGGAAACACGUCUACCUCAAGGCCCGUAUCCAAGAUAGUGAGGUGGUGAAACCGUACACUCCAGUAGAGCAGACACUCAUGCCUGCUGGCCCCGCCCCUCCGGAUCCCGCAGGCUCCGCCCCCACGCCCCUCCCCCCGGACUCCUCCCCCCAGGGGGCGGGGCCUGACCUGUUCCUCAUGGUCAAGGUGUACCCAGAGGGAGUGUUCAGCCCUCACCUGAACAGCCUUGAGACAGGUGACCGUCUGUCGGUAAGCAACCCUGACGGACCGUUCAGUCUCCGCCCCCUCCGUGAUGUCACACACCUGUACCUGAUAGCUGCCGGCACGGGGUUCACGCCCAUGGCUCGACUCAUCCGAUUGGCUCUGGAGGAUCUGGCCAAUCUCAGGAAAACCAAGCUGAUGUUUUUCAACCGUCAGGAGAGAGACAUUCUAUGGCGCUCUGAGCUGGAUGACCUUGCUGCUAAGGAGGAGAGGUUCCAGGUGGACUACGUCCUCUCCCAGCCCUGUGAUAGGUGGACGGGCAGGAAGGGGCGGGUGGACGCGACCAUGUUAGCAGACCUCCUGGUCCGUCCCGAGGGCUCCAGCUGUUAUGUGUGUGUGUGUGGCCCCUCCCCCUUCACAGAGCUGGCCGUCAGGUUGGUGAAACAGCAGGGCUUCAGUGAAGAAGAGAUUCAUGCCUUCCAGGGCUGACUUCCACCCGUGUCAGCACUGACACCUCUCAGCCUCAGCUUGCUGUGUGUGUGUGUUUCUGUAUGCGUGUUUGGGUGUAUGUUUCUGUGUGUGUGUGUGUGUGUGUGAGAGUGAGUCAUUAAGGUCUGCUAGGUGUAAAGGGUUGUUCUGUGCGGUGCUGACUGAGAGGAACCUAAUGCAUCUGUUGUUUACCGUGGUCUGCCCAGAGACUCCUCAUGCUGUUAGACUAGCAGAGACAACACUGCUCUCUCUCUCUCUCUCUUUAUCUGUAUCUCUCUCCAUUCCCUCAUCUCCCCGAGUCUACUCCACUUCACCUCUCUUUUUCUCUCCCCUCAUGUCCUCUCUCUUUAUCUCUACCUCUCUCUCCCCUCAUGUCCUCUCUCUUUAUCUCAACCUCUCUCUCCCCUCAUGUCCUCUCUCUUUAUCUCUACCUCUCUCUCCCCUCAUGUCCUCUCUCUUUAUCUCUACCUCUCUCUCCCCUCAUGUCCUCUCUCUUUAUCUCUACCUCUCUCUCCCCUCAUGUCCCCCUCUCUGAUUCUGACCAGCCAUUCCUCCGCAAGCUGGAGAAGCACGCACAGAGGAUAUCCAAUUAGUGUCCCAGCACAGGCCUAACAAGCCCUGGCCACAGAAACCCCCCUAAUCACCUGCUUCUGUACGUGAAGCGCAUCCCUCUCCGACUGCCUGUUACACGCAGCCAGGAAGUAGGAUAGCCUAUGAUGCGUCCUCAUGUGCUCAGCAGGAAGUAGGAUAUGGAAAUGGCUCUCUACUGUGUAAUUGCAUCAUUUUAAUUUCUCAGACUGUUUUACCACAACCUUGAAGAUCAAAGCCAUUCAGAGAUUUUGCAGUUCACUACGGUGUGUCACCUGAACAAUUGCAGCUGUUCUAUCUAAUGUAAGACAUGAAAUGACUUGCUUCUAUUUUUAUUUUAUUUUUAAAGAGGGAGCAAGAGAGACCAGCCUUUUUAUUCCACAGCUGUUCAACUUUAACAUCCAUUUUCGUUUUGACAUUUAAGACCACCUGUCCCUUUGUAAAACAAGAAACUGCCAUCACAUUUCUAAAGAACCUAUGCCAAGCUGUGCAGAGCACAAUUCAAGCCCUUUCCCCACAAAGUGAUAUUAUUUAUUUUGAUGUGUGUGAAAGAGUGUAGCCCUCUGGAGUUCACAGGAGCCUGUGUUCAAACGUCAGGGAUUAGGACGGGUUCUGUGUUUACAGCCAACAGGGGAUUGUUGUUUCCUUUGUGAAGGAAUAGUUACUCUCAGAUGCUGUGUGUGUGUGUGUGUGUCAGAGCGCUGUCGCAUGAGUCCAGUGUAAACACCCAACAUUUGUUUGGUUUCAUUUUGGAGAGCAAACCUUUUGUUGUCCGAAAUCUGUCCCCCAAAGUCUUUGGAAGAAGAUUUUUAUUUGGCGGAAUUGUUUGUGGUUUUAUUUUCUUCGCGUCCUUAAUAAACCUGAAGCUCUUAGCCGCUCCAUAAACACACAGUGAAUGACAACAUUCAGUGUUGGCUGAGCUGCAUUGGGCUUGACUCGAAUCAGGAAAAACACACUUCACGCUUCAAUCAUCCCAGAGCAGCAGAUGAACCAUCCGACUGUCUUCGUGGAGGGAGAGCAGGCUGAUUGUGUAGGCGACUGAAGUCGGGGUGAAGUGGCUGGGCCGGGGGGGGUUAUCCUGUAGGCAGAAUGUGAUUGGUCUUGGUUGGACUUUUGAAAUGUCUUCUCCCUCUCCCUUUUUUUCUCCCCCCUUCUCCCUCAUGCAUAUCCAGCUGUGUUAACAUGCAUACUGCUGUACCGCGUGCUUCAUGUCACUUGUGCUUAAGCUGUUUGUAAAUAAAUAAUAGAUGCCUAGAAGACAGCG
Molecule: messenger RNA, 3783 nt
Organism: Hypomesus transpacificus
Lineage: Eukaryota; Metazoa; Chordata; Actinopteri; Osmeriformes; Osmeridae
Product: cytochrome b5 reductase 4
Exons: 17
Coding region: 99-1931 (610 amino acids)
Biological process (GO): generation of precursor metabolites and energy; superoxide metabolic process
Cellular component (GO): endoplasmic reticulum
Molecular function (GO): oxidoreductase activity; heme binding
Source: RefSeq, a predicted model, not a curated record